AUGGUUUGGAGCGCGAGUCGAUGGUGGAAUCCGGCAAGGCGCGGUCGAGUACUAGAGCGUGGAGUCAGUGAUGGCGGCGGGGAGGGCAGAGCUGAUUUGAGUCGCAACUCUCUCCCUGCCUCGGGAACCGCAUGCCUCGACAUCUGUGUCCACUGCUUUAGCGAUAGCGUGUUUUUUGGAGAGAAGUUGCAGACAGACGACGUGACAGCUGACGGGACAGCUCUGGCACCCCUCCAUGUCGACGAACACAGCACCACCAACCAAACCUUUCGACUCUCAACUCACCCCCCCUUCAAAAACCACGAGCGGUUCUUUGUACCCACUCAGUUCUAG
Linum trigynum is the source of this 333-nucleotide messenger RNA. Lineage: Eukaryota; Viridiplantae; Streptophyta; Magnoliopsida; Malpighiales; Linaceae. The record is from the annotation of a GenBank genome assembly.